This is a messenger RNA of Daucus carota subsp. sativus, 1661 nucleotides long. RefSeq names its product V-type proton ATPase subunit H. The record is from RefSeq and is a predicted model, not a curated record. NCBI's taxonomy places the organism in Eukaryota, Viridiplantae, Streptophyta, Magnoliopsida, Apiales, Apiaceae. Gene Ontology annotation, biological process: proton transmembrane transport. Bases 126 to 1454 code for a protein of 442 amino acids. Gene Ontology annotation, molecular function: heme binding; protein binding; proton-transporting ATPase activity, rotational mechanism. The transcript is spliced from 11 exons. Gene Ontology annotation, cellular component: vacuolar proton-transporting V-type ATPase, V1 domain.
AUUUGGUUGUAUUCACAAACUUGGCUGUGCUGUGGUAACUAAACCAUUAUUUGAUUUGUUAUGUUAUCUAGACACUAGCAUCUCCUGAAUCAAUCAAUCAAAAAACCACAAAUUGAAUCCGAACAAUGCCUGCAGAUCAAGCCGAGCUUACUACCGACCAGGUUCUGAAGAGGGACAUUCCAUGGGAGACGUACACCACGACGAAGAUGAUAUCGGGGACUGGCCUUCAGCUGUUACGACGUUAUGAUAAUAAGCCCAGUAGUGAGAAGGCACAGUUAUUGGACAGUGAUGGUCCAGCUUAUGUCCGUUUGUUUGUCACAAUUUUACGUGAUAUAUUUAAGGAAGAAACAGUAGAAUAUGUUCUUGCUUUAGUUGAUGAAAUGUUAUCUGGAAAUCCUAAAAGAGCUAAAUUAUUCCAUGAAAAGUCUGUUGCAAGUGAAGAUGCUUAUGAGCCUUUCUUGAGAUUGCUUCAAAAUGGAAAUUGGUUUAUACAAGAGAAAAGCUGUAAGAUACUCUCCUUGGUAGUAAGCUCAAGACCUAAAUCGGAGGAUGCUGUCAACACGAAUGUUGAUGAUGUUUUAAGAGGACUGGUUGAAUGGAUUUGUGCCCAGCUUAGGCAGCCUUCCCACCCUACUCGUGGCAUCCCUGUAGCCAUCAACUGUCUGACAAUCUUACUUAAAGAGCCUGUGGUUAGAUCUUCUUUCGUUAAAGCAGAUGGUGUGAAGCUACUUGUUCCUCUGAUUGUUCCUGCUUCUACUCAACAGUCCAUGCAGCUUCUGUAUGAAACAUGUCUCUGUGUCUGGCUUUUGUCAUACUAUGAACCUGCAAUUGAGUACCUGGCUACUUCUAGAAGUCUUCCUCGACUAAUUGAUGUUCUUAAAAGUUCCAAAAAAGAAAAGGUUAUUCGCGUAAUUGUUUUGACACUCAAGAACUUGCUCAACAAAGGUACUAUUGGAGCUCAAUUGGUAGACCUUGGACUUCCUCAAGUUGUUCAGAGUUUAAAAGCACAAGCAUUGAGCGACGAGGAUCUGUUGGAGGCUCUGAAUCAACUGGAAGAUGGAUUGAAAGACAACAUUAAGAAAUUGAGUUCGUUUGAGAAGUACAAGCAGGAAGUCCUUCUUGGUCAUCUCGACUGGUCCCCAAUGCACAAAGAUUCUAUAUUCUGGCGUGACAACAUUACAUACUUCGAAGAGAAUGAUUUCCAGAUCCUACGGGUCCUUAUAACAGUUCUGGACACAUCUGCCGAUCCAAGAGCCCUUGCCGUUGCUUGCUUUGAUCUCUCCCAGUUCAUUCAAUACCAUCCUGCUGGUCGAGUUAUUGUGACUGACCUGAAAGCAAAAGACCGCGUGAUGAAAUUGAUGAAUCAUGAGAAUGCAGAGGUUACUAAGAAUGCACUGCUAUGCAUUCAGAGGCUUUUCCUUGGUGCCAAAUAUGCGAGUUUUUUGCAGGUUUAAGUUAAUUUGUAUGUACUAUUGUUCUUCAAAGUCACCAUAAUGUUGUGUUUAAAUAAGGUGAGGUGAUUGUGUGAUAGCUGUGUCACAACUAUUCUUAUGUAUUGAUGCAAUAAAGUAUGUAUUAUGAAUGGUAGCUAGCCUGAUAUAUUUUGCAGGCAACUGCAGCUAUAACAAUUUUUACAAAAUGUAAGAUUGUCAUUUAGCACU